This is a messenger RNA of Lytechinus variegatus (green sea urchin), 1331 nucleotides long. RefSeq names its product midasin-like. The record is from RefSeq and is a predicted model, not a curated record. NCBI's taxonomy places the organism in Eukaryota, Metazoa, Echinodermata, Echinoidea, Temnopleuroida, Toxopneustidae. Gene Ontology annotation, molecular function: ATP binding; ATP hydrolysis activity. Bases 84 to 1313 code for a protein of 409 amino acids. The transcript is spliced from 8 exons. Gene Ontology annotation, biological process: ribosomal large subunit assembly; rRNA processing. Gene Ontology annotation, cellular component: preribosome, large subunit precursor.
CGAAUUUCGCAAUCGUCUAAAACGACAUGCGUGGAGGGUGUUCAUACAAUCUGUAAUUAUGAUUUAAUGUAAAAUAAUUCACCAUGGAUUUAUUUGACAGAAGUGAUAUUCAGAAGUGUCUGAAACAUUUACGAGCGUCGAUUCAACGAGAUUCGUUGCCGUUGGACAGCGAAUUAUUACGAGAAGAUAAGAUUGUAAGCAGCAUUGACAAGAAGAACCUCCUUGACUACUUGAGUGAACAGCUGAUUGUAUCAGGCCAUACAGUUGACAUAGCAACAUCAUUCUCACCUUUUCUCCUUGACCUCUUGGAGAGGUCAUGCCAAAGGUCAUCUUCUUGUCAGUUUUCAUUGGAUCGUCAUGAGAGGCUAUGUGCUGCCUGUUCUCGGCUGGUUGGUUCCUUUCCAGAUGCUCAGAAGUUCAUCGAGAAGUAUCUUCAGACAUCACCCCCUGUCUUUGAGAGAUUGCUGAAGACCAAAUCAAAAGCAAAGAAGAACGCAUCUUAUCGUGACAUAGCUCAGACAGCAAGACGUCUUGUUGAACAUUCCCCUAACACAUAUGCAGAUAUGUGGGACUGGAGCCCAUUCCUUGGUCUUCUAGAGUCACAUGAUGUAGAAACAAGAUGGCAUGCAGCUAACACAGUGGCUUGUAUAACAAAGAUGGGUGGGAGAUACCGUUCUAAUCUUUUCUCAUCUCUCUUCACCAAAGAUGAAAUCUGCUCUUAUCAAUUAAGGGAUGCAGAGACUAUGAAUCAACAGAUAUGUAUGGAUCAGGGCAGCUCUGAGGUCACGACCUUUGACCCUGACCUUCACUCUGCUCAGAAGAACGAUGGUCAUGACCUCUUAGUGCAAGACCAUCAUGACAAUGUGGUGUCAGUGUGUGGUGUCCUUCUUCCCCGAACCAACGUACAGGAUACAGCUCAGACCUCAUUGCCCAAGCUGGUCCAGGUCCAAACAACCAAGAAGAACUUGCGAAGUCUGGCCCUGGCCGUCUCGGCAGGAAAUGGAGUCCUACUCGAAGGCCCAGUGGGAUGCGGAAAGACGGCCCUGGUGGAGCACCUUGCGGCCCAGACGGGUCGAACAGCGCCCCCAUUGAUCAUCAAGGUGCAGCUGGGAGACCAGACAGACAGCAAGGCUCUCCUUGGGACCUAUCGAUGCACGGAUAUUCCUGGAGAAUUCGUCUGGCAAGCUGGAGCCCUUACUCAGGCUGUGACCCACGGUCAUUGGAUCCUCCUUGAGGACAUAGACUACGCCCCGAUGGAUGUCAUCUCUGUCCUUCUACCGCUCCUAGAAUCAAGGUCUCUAUGUAUCCCGUGACAUGGUUUCCCCUUUCUA